GGCACCCAAAGUUUGAAGAACCGCAGAAGAAAUGGAUACUCCACAAGUUUGCGAGGGCGAGGAUGAGAUCCCGCUUCCCGGAUUCCGAUUCCAUCCGACGGACGAAGAGCUGGUGAGCUUUUACCUUCGUGGGAAAGUUGAGAAGAGAGGCAUCAGGCUUGGACUCAUCAAACAGAUGGAUAUUUACGAACACAACCCCUGGGAUCUUCCGUAUGGGAGCGGCAACGUGGGAGAUAAAGAGUGGUACUUUUACUGCAAGAGAGGGAGGAAGUACAAGAACAGUAUAAGGCCGAAUAGAGUAACUGGGUCCGGGUUUUGGAAGGCCACUGGCAUAGACAAGCCCGUGUAUUCCAACGGAGGCGAGGGCAGUGAGUGCAUUGGCCUCAAGAAAACGCUCGUUUACUAUCGUGGAAGUGCUGGAAAGGGCACCAAAACUUAUUGGAUGAUGCACGAGUUUCGCCUCCCACCUUCCAAUUCCUAUAACAUUGCUCAAGAAGCGGUAACACAUACUUCAAACUUCUUUUGCUUUUCCUUAAAAAAGAACUCUUUUUUAAUUUCCAUGAUUGUGUUUGUGUGCAUGCAAAAGGAAAUCUGGACACUGUGCCGGAUCUUCAAGAGGAAUAUGAGUUGCAGAAGGUAUGGAUCCAAUUGGAACAAACAAACACCGACCAAAAACCCCUUGACUGAUCAGAAGAACACGAAGCUGUGCAUUGAGCAGGGCAUGGGCAGUGGAGAAGUCAGUUAUAACAAUUGGAGCUGCGAGUCCAUGAUCAUCCAGAAUGAGCCGAAGGCAGUUGUUCCUAGUGACCCAAAUAAUCGUGAAGGGAUGAAUGAGAAUUAUCAAUAUUAUUACAGCAGCAGCUCCUCCAUGGCCCCAUCUCCAGUUUCCAGUGGCAUUAUUUCAGCUCCAAUAGCCUUCCCCACAAAUGAGCAGCUUGAUGUGAAUGAUUUCUUCACAAAUAGCAACUGGGAUGAGCUGAGAUCAGUGGUGGACAUGUUGUAGUUAAAAGUCCCCAAAUCAGAUGAGAUUUUCUUUCCUCUUCUCUUCAGUAAAUAUUUGGGAUUGGAUUAGAUUUGAUGAUCUUUAUUUAUGUUCCAUUAUUUGAGGGAUUUGAAUAUAUAGUACUCACGUUAGCAGGGUUGAUUCAUGUGCAUAUAAUAUAUAUCCCCUUGCUAUAUAUGAUGUAACCAUUUAGAUGUUACAUGGGUUUUUCUUGUAACAUUCUAUAUAGUGUUUAGAUGGAUCAUUUUUCCCCGGCUCUGUAGUAUUGAGUAUUUUGAGUAGAUUUUACAUGUUCUUGUUGUU
This is a messenger RNA of Cucurbita maxima (winter squash), 1306 nucleotides long. RefSeq names its product transcription factor JUNGBRUNNEN 1-like. Gene Ontology annotation, molecular function: DNA binding. Gene Ontology annotation, biological process: regulation of DNA-templated transcription. NCBI's taxonomy places the organism in Eukaryota, Viridiplantae, Streptophyta, Magnoliopsida, Cucurbitales, Cucurbitaceae. The coding region runs from base 32 to 1003 and encodes 323 amino acids. The record is from RefSeq and is a predicted model, not a curated record. The transcript has 2 exons.